Penicillium concentricum is the source of this 1590-nucleotide messenger RNA. RefSeq names its product putative GABA permease. Bases 1 to 1590 code for a protein of 529 amino acids. Gene Ontology annotation, molecular function: transmembrane transporter activity. Gene Ontology annotation, biological process: transmembrane transport. Lineage: Eukaryota; Fungi; Ascomycota; Eurotiomycetes; Eurotiales; Aspergillaceae. The transcript is spliced from 7 exons. Gene Ontology annotation, cellular component: membrane. The record is from RefSeq and is a predicted model, not a curated record.
AUGGACGAUACAAUGGAGAAAGUGGCAUCCAAGACCAGCAAGAGGCGUCAGUCGACAGCUACUCAUGACUCGGCACCCCAGGCUGGUGAUACUGAGCUGCUAGCGACACUCGGGUAUAAGCAGGAAUUGCGGCGUCAUUAUUCGACGCUUCAGAUCUUUGCUGUCGCGUUUAGUAUUAUGGGACUUUUGCCUUCUAUUGCGACUACGUUGGCGUUUUCAAUGCCUGCUGGUCCGGUGGGAAUGGUUUGGGCCGAUCUUGCAUCCGCAAUGCCCACAGCAGGUGGUCUCUACUUCUGGACACAUUACUUCGCAUCCGAGAAAUGGAAGAACCCGCUCAGUUUCCUCGUCGGAUAUAGCAAUACCCUCGGCUUAAUCGGAGGCAUCUGCUCCAUUGACUAUGGUUUCGCCAACAUGCUCCUCUCAGUAAUCUCCCUCGCCCGCGACGGCAACUGGUCCGCAACACGACCAAUCAUCUACGGCACAUACGUAGCAACAGUCGUCUCCCACGGCUUCAUCGCAAUCUUCUUUGCCCGCAUCAUGCCGAAAAUCCAAUCUGCCUGUAUCUUCCUCAACAUCGCCCUCGUGCUAGCAACCCCCCCAGUCAACCCAGGAUCGUAUGUCUUCGGCGAAAUCCAGAAUUCCACUGCCUGGCCCACCGGCUGGGCAUUCAUCAUGGCGUGGCUAUCGCCCAUCUGGACUAUUGGCGCUUUUGAUUCUUGCGUGCAUAUGAGUGAGGAGGCGACGCAUGCUGCGCGCGCUGUGCCGUUGGGGAUUAUCUCUUCUGUUGGGUUAUGUGGUAUUCUUGGGUUUGUUUCGUUGGCAGUUAUUGCGGCUUCGAUGGAUAGGAAUAUUGAGGGGAUUUUGGGCUCGAAGUUUGGUCAGCCAAUGACUCAGAUCUACUACGAUGCCCUCGGCAAAAAAGGAGCUCUUGGUUUCAUGUCGGUUGUAAUGAUCGUACAAUUCUUCAUGGGAUUGAGCAUUGUCCUAGCCGCCUCCCGCCAGACCUGGGCUUUCUCCCGCGACAACGCCCUUCCCCUAUCCUCCUUCUUCCGCAAAGUAAGCCAACGCAAAUCCAUGCGCUACCAGCCCGUCCGCAUGGUAUGCGGUGUGGUCCUAUCAUCAGUAAUCAUCGGCCUUCUCUGUCUAAUCGACGAAGCUGCCGCCAACGCCCUCUUCUCGCUCGCCGUAGCCGGAAAUGACCUCGCCUGGCUAACACCGAUCCUGGCGCGUCUGGUCUGGGGCGGUGAUCGUUUCAUCCCCGGUGAGUUCUAUACCGGUAAGUAUCUCAGUAAGCCUAUUGGCUGGGUUGCGGUCAUCUAUAUGGUGUUCGUUAUUGUUCUUAGUAUGAUUCCUUCCGGAGGGCCGAAUCCGUCGGGUGAGUUGCUCUAUAAUAUACUAUCCAUGGGUGCUUUUACUGACUUGAUGUUUGAAGCGCAAACUAUGAACUAUACGAUUGUUAUUAAUGGGAGCCUUUGGGUUGGGGCGUUGAUUUAUUAUUAUCUUCAUGCUAGGAAGACGUUUAAGGGACCUAUGACUAAUAUUAGUCCGGAGGAUGAGGGAAUGGCCUUGGAGAAGGAUUCUAAGAGAUAG